CAAGAAUUUGUUAUUUUUUUAUAUUUCGUUUAUGCAUCGUAUGCAUUUGAUCUUGAAAUAUGCAUACAUAUGAAUAAUUAUGUUUGCUUACGUCAAUAAAAUAGUUACACAGUCCUUAUAUGAGCUAUUCUCGUUUUUUUUACAAAUUCUUAUUUAUUAUUAUCCGUUUAAAUUUGACAUUAUGUGUCAUUCAAUUUCUCCGAAAAUUAAUAUGUUUCACUAUUUUCUCACUACUUUUUUUGAAAAUUUCACUUUUUCUCACUUAAACUCAUGCUUUGGGCCACCCCCCGGGUAGUGCUCAAUUUCCAUUUCCAUUCACUGUUUUUAGAAGCAACUUUUUAAACCUAUGUAUUUUGAGUAGCUAAAUUUGAAUACGGCUGUCAAGAAUCCUUUCGCAUCAUGUGACCGAAUUUGUGCUAUAAAAUGGAAACUGUGUGUCCAAUUAGCCUAAGAGUUUUUUUUGUCCACAUCUCAGAGAUAAUAAAAUUUUUUUAUAAUACUGCCAUUGGCAUAUGCCGUAAUUACCAUUUUCAUCUUUUGUUUUUACUGAUUCCUUGUAUUUUGGUGCGAUGAAUUUGAAUAUGAUCGUCAACGUCACUCAUGGGAGUAGUAGAUACUAGGUGGGGCGCCUGAGUGGUAGACUUUGUUCUUCGGCUUCUUAGAAGCGGACACUGUCGUUCAAAGAUGGUAGGACACUGUGCUUCUCUGCUACCGCACGCAGAUAUCGGUAGUACCGCGAUAGCCGAAUCUACUCGUAUGAGGCAGUAUCGAAUGUAUUUUUCACACAUCACAAUAUAGUUUCUCAAUAGGCCCAUAUUCGCUUGCCUGCUUUUCGUCAUAUGUCUUCGAAUACCUACAGCUAUACCAUACUAAUAAUUGCUAAAAAGAAUGAAACAACGUUCUGUAUGGUCGCCAAGAAGGCAAAAGCAAACAGAUCCUAUUCAGCCUGUUUUAUAGGAUAGUAGUAUAUUAUAAGCACGACAAAUUACAAACCCAAAUACAUAGUAAAACAAAUAGCUGGUUAUAGUGGUAAUAUAUAAUAACAGAUAUACAGACAAAAUUGAAAAUACGUGUAUCCUUUUGACUUACAAAUACUCAAGCUUUCGUCAGACUAUGCUGCCAUCAUCAGGAGCUAAAGACAAAUAAAAAAUAGUAAAUAGCAACCAUGCUCAAUUGAUUAGAAAUCUUUUUUCUUACUCCGUCAGUGACAUUGAUGCUAGUAUUUGAUGUUAUAAAAUGUAAAUACACUCACACACUCAAUAAACAAACAUCAACAAAUGUAUCUAGCACAAGAGAUAAAUAAUAAAUUAAACUCAUAUUGAAUCAAUAAACAAAAAUUAAAAAAGACGUAAUAGACGAAAAAAUUAGAUGGCAUUUGCGUGUUAUUCCAUAAAUUCUGCACAGGUGUAGUAAGCUUUAGAUUCUAAAUACCCUACACUCUGUUUUUUAACACUGGAUUGCUUGAAUUGACAUAAUAUUGGAUGGUAGCUUAUUCAUUUUCAUGCAGUUGUAUAACGGGAAACCUUUACAUUAAGUAAAGUAAGUAACUGAAACAUUUUAUAUCCACGUAUUUCCGGAAGAAUGGGACCAUCAAAAACCGUCAAAGAUUGUCGGAUCGAAUUUGAGGUAACAAUGGGCUUUCCUUGAUCUCUUGCAUCCAUUUAAAUGUUAGGAAUCUUGAACAUCUGAAUAUUUCAAUGUUUCUGAAUCACUGAUACAGUUUGUUUGAGGAUUUUAGUUAUUCACUAACAAAUUUCAUGCAACUCUACAGGCUAGUGAAUUUGCAUUGAUGACCAAACAGUGCUCAGGAAUUUUGGAGUCAAAAAGGGAUAGUGGCAGGCAAAACAUAAUAGAUCUGUUGUCUAAUAGAGAGAAAGGGAUAUACUUCAAUAACAACCUCUCUCAUGCUAAAAAAUGUAACAUCAACAAUCGUUAUAUUCCAAACGAAAUGUCAAUUGUCGAUGGCUGCCGAAGUAAAUAUUUCUGUGGUAUAUUUUCCAAGGAUGGAAAUAGACUUAUAACUGCAUCACAAGACCAAACUAUACGGGUAUAUGACUCCAGUACAGUACCAUAUGUUUCAUUACAUAAAAUAACAGCUCGAGAUGUAGGAUGGAGCAUUAUAGAUAUAUCUUUUAGUCCUAACAAUGAACAGUUUGUAUAUACAACUUGGUCGUCAGCCUUGCAUCUGUGUUCAGUGAAUGAUAAAAAUGCGAUUCAGGAACCAUUGAGCCUUAUAAAAAAUGACCGUCGUUUUUGCGUUUUUGCCGCAACAUUUUCUUCAGAUGGAAAGGAAAUAUUAGGGGGUGCAAGUGAUGGUUGUUUGUACAUAUAUGAUCUAAAUGAAAGGAGAAGAACUUUAAAAAUAGCAGCUCAUGCAUACGAUGUAAAUAGUGUUUGUUUUGCGGAUGAUUCGUCUCAUAUAAUUUACAGUGGUGGAGACGAUGGGCUAGUCAAAGUAUGGGAUAGAAGAAGUCUAGUAGAAAGUUCACCUAAACCAGUAGGUGUACUUGCAGGUCACACAGAUGGAGUUACGUUUAUAGACAGUAGAGGAGAUGGACGACACUUGAUAUCAAAUAGCAAAGAUCAAAGUAUAAAAUUAUGGGAUGUUAGGAUAUUUUCUGGUGCUCAGGCUGCAGAAAGUACGCUUAAGGCUGUGCACCAACAUAAUUGGGAUUAUAGGUGGCAAGAAGUACCUACCAAAGUGUCUAACUGCCGAAAGAAGUUAGAAGGUGACACCUCUGUCAUGACUUACAGAGGUCACGUUGUGAGGAAAACCUUGAUUAGAUGUAGGUUUUCACCUGUACAAACUACAGGACAACGCUAUAUAUACACAGGCUGUGGUAUGGGUAGAAUUUUCGAGUACAGAUCAGGCAACAAUAAGUAAGUUUUCCUAGUAAGAAGCCUUAAAAUAACCGAGAUGUUCCGAAAAACUACUAAUAGGCCAAGCCUGCAUCCUACGUCACAAGUGUAUGACGCGCUAACUGGCAGGGUCAAAGCAGGAGUUAGUAAGCACUUGGAAUGUGUGAGAGACGUACAUUGGCAUCCAAUACGAAACGAGAUACUUAGCUCCUCGUGGGAUGGUACAGUUGGAAGAUGGAUUUACAUAGACAAAAAUGAGUUACCGCCUGAAACUGAUUUAGAUAGUGGAACAACUUUAAGACGUAGCUUGAGAUUAGCUCGUAAGAAGUAAAAAAGCACCACUAAAAACUUAUUUCAUGAUAUUUUUUGUAAAAUGUUACUGUUUUUAAUCUAAUAGAGUUUCUAAAAGAUGAUAAAUAAUCUUAAGAUGCUUAGUCCACCACCAAAAUUCCGCAUAAGUACCGCAACUUCAUAUUUCGAAUUAGAGAAUCAUUACGUGAGAAGUAGAUAAAAAAUUCAACCUCACAACAAAUAAAACAGUCUAUAUUGUUGAAGAUCAUAUCAUUUUAAUGACGAUAUUUAAUACACAUAAAUGGGCUUGACUAGAUGUUUAUCUAAGAACUCUGCUUUGAUAGAAAAGCUUCUAGGAUUCUUUUCUACUUUGAAGUGUUCACCGAAAUUCAUGUAUUGUAUAUAGUUUGGUCGGACUUCAGGCCAAGUUGCAUUUUCUAGAAGAGGAUCUAGUUGAGGCAUCGGACUUCUGAAAAGAAGAAAAUACAUUUAGAACUUACAAAAAUUGUCACUGAAUAAAUCUUGUCGUGAAAUGCACUUCGAUUCUAUAACUUACUUAUGUUUUAUAAAGUUAGAUAUUAUUCUCACGAAUCUCUUAGCAAUUAUUCGUUCAUUCUCAGGAAUUUUCACUCGAUAGUCCGUCCAAUAAAAUGGUAAAUCUUCACCAUGACAUGUGCCUUCAAUGCCUAAAAGAUAUUAUCAAAUUGUAAAAUGAGGAAAUGAAUAGAAACUUUGAAAAUAUUAUAGAGGGUCAUUAUGCUUUUUACGUCUUAUUUCUCCACAGCUUAAGUUUUCAGGACAAUACAUAAAGUAACGUCAAAGCCACUUCGGGCACAAUAAAUUCUGCAACGUGGAAAAGAAGUUAAUUGAGUAUUGAUUGAUUUAAGUAAAAAUCUUUUUCGACGACCUAACUACCCAAAAACAGACCAAAUAACAUUAAUUGCAGAUUGUUACAAUGUACGGUCUCCUUCCUAUUUUUCAAAAGUACAAAAACCUUUUAUUACCAGUAAUUGAUAGAUCGUUAUAGUGAUAUAUUACAAUAAUAUAUCACUACGAAAGAUGCCCAUGGUUGGCCGUCCAUGGUGGGACGGUCGAAAGCUAUAUCACUAGAUCAUUAUAUAGUUUAAACAUUAAACAAUUUUUUUACAAGGCAAUUUCGUUCGACA
Molecule: messenger RNA, 4316 nt
Organism: Acanthoscelides obtectus
Lineage: Eukaryota; Metazoa; Arthropoda; Insecta; Coleoptera; Chrysomelidae
Source: the annotation of a GenBank genome assembly